AUGAUGGUUCCAACAGAACCAACGGAACUCAUCAAGAUUGCUGAACCUGGCAGAUUUUCUGGCCAACGCGAUAUUGCUUUUAUCGACGCUUGGUUGUUACCUAUGAGAUGCUGCCUAGGCCAUUACCACGUAAACCCUGUCAAUUGGGUUCCAACUGCUCUUCAUUUUUUCGAUGAAGAAACAUGUCAGUUCCCUCCUGGGACGAUGCCAUCAUCGAUCACCAUGUUCACUACUCCGAAUACCUCUUCCAUUGUGGAUGACCCAAUGAACCUCCCUGUGGCAUUUACUACAUUUUACUAUAAAUGGUGUAAACACAAGGGCCAUGAUAUUGUGGAGUGUCGCAUAAAAGCCAGUGUAACUAACAAGUUUGUCUGA
This is a messenger RNA of Mucor velutinosus, 375 nucleotides long. RefSeq lists its product as uncharacterized. The coding region runs from base 1 to 375 and encodes 124 amino acids. The transcript has a single exon. NCBI's taxonomy places the organism in Eukaryota, Fungi, Mucoromycota, Mucoromycetes, Mucorales, Mucoraceae. The record is from RefSeq and is a predicted model, not a curated record.